ACUGCGCGAUGAUGGACAUGGCGGCGGGGACGGAGCGUAUGUGCGGAUGGUUAAGAACAGACCAUGUCCCAAGCGACAUCAGAAUGCGUAGUUUUCGGUUUUUGAUUUUCUUUUCUACGGAAGCCAGUUCAAUCAUGUCGACGGCGUGGUUGCCCUUUGUUUGCUGAGCAGUUUCUGUGAAGAAGACAGGAAAGCAACGUCGCUGUAUGCUCGCCCUCGCAUCUGCCAACUGGCAACUUUCUAUAUACGGCCGCUGGCACUCGGGCACUGCCAGAGUCGCACCACAAAAACACCAAAAAGAAUUUUAUCACGCAAACUCUUCUUCUUCUCUUUCUUUCUUCUUCACUUCAAUUAUUCACUUCUGGCUCGUUUGCUUCGCUUCAAUCAAAGCCCACCUGGCCCCGGCCCCCUUCAACUCAACGCUAGCGUUUGACCCUCUGAUCUGCUCAGGAGUGGCCUCGUCGCCUACGCCCGCUGUUUCAGAAUACAUCUCGCGGGCUCUGACCCAGAGAAGGCCACAGCCUAUCAAUCCGCUCUCCGCUAUCCGCAUUCCUGCCCUGUUUAUUGACAGCGUCCCAAACAGAAGCGCCUUGGCUGCCUGCUCAAUUGGCUGCUAGGCUUCUUUGUUUAGAAAACACAGGACAAAGGCCACUCCGAGACAAUGUGGGGAGCAGCCCGCCUUUCCAUUGUUGGCCCGCCCAGCACCAAGCCUUCGGCGCUGACAUCGCGCUUGAAUCCACAGCACCAGCAGCAGGACGAAUACAAAGCCUACUGGCACCCCGGUCUCGAGGAUCCCUUCAACGCUCUUGGCAUCACCAACGUGAUUUGCAAGUUCCGCGAGAUUCAGGCAAAGAGCGCCGGACGCGACCCAAACGAAGCCGCUGAUUCCGCGCAGCUCUCCGAAUCUCGCCGCAUCACUAUUCAUCGCGUUGUUAGUCCUACGCCUAUUGUUGUAGCCAACCGCAAAUCUCAGAUUCCUGCUACCAUUCGUCCUGCUUCGUCCUUCACAGACGACAGUGACUCGCAUCUUUUACGGCCUCUUGCACACGUUGCUGCUCUUACUGGAGAUAUGCCAAGAAUACAGGCUCUCCAGCAAAUUUCACCUCCGAGCUCACCGGAGGUUAGCGCUCAUGGGAAACACUCUCUCGACACUGUCUCGCCUAUUGACAGCGACUCGGAUGCAUCCUUUGACGACUUUCCCGUGACAGCUCAGCGUGAUCCUAUUCCCUCGCAGCAACGCAACCCUAGUUCCAGCCUGCCGGUUGCCACCCGCGAGAGUCUUAGACCAAGCCAAGCAACCACUGCCGCCGCAAAGAAGCCGCUCCAGGUGCCACUGAGAAAACAAAAGACGGACCCAGUCAGGCCCUCAACUCAACCAGUAUUUACUGUUAUUCCCAAUAACCCUGGUCCUGUUUCCCGCAAUGCUGGGGCAACAUCGCCUUCGUUGGGCCAGCGGUUCAAGAGACUCGGCAAGGAAGCAGCUCAUGCCUUUGAAAACCGACCACCAUGGAAAGGUGCGAGUGGCCGUGAACCUCAGCUAAAGACUUUGCGAGAUGACUUAAGUGUCGCACCCCUCAACAUCCCGGCUCGGUCAAGCAGGCGUGCUGUCUCGCGUGAGGGUUACAGUAAGCCGCGCCCAGCGUCGCUCCUGAUCACGCAACCUGCAGACAACAAGACCGGCAAGUCUGGCCCAACGGUACGCAAACUGGUACCCUCCAAGGGAGUUGAAAAAGAUGCUAGACCCCAGCCAAAGAUAACCAUCCCAACUCGAAGAGCUUCUCAGCAUUACCCUAGCCCACCACCAAGUGAUCCUAUUGCACACACAGCUGGCAUCGACACAACACUCUCGCAGCCUGACUCACCGACACCGGCUAGCAAUCCUAUCAGAAGGAAGCCAUCCCCAGCUACUCCUACUAGCAAGCCUAUUCCUCACGCCAACCCUCUUGCGUCCAGCCCGGUCUAUAUCCCUUUGGCAGCCCGAGGACGGUCCCAGUCUGCACUUGGACUUGUUACGGACACAUCCAUUAUUGAAGAGGACGAGGAGGAACCUAAAUCUCAUUUUAGCUUCACUACUAGCGACGAGUCUCACACCAACGCGGACGCCGAGGGUGACGAGGCCGAUAUGUCAGUCAUCGAUCCGGCCCCAAUUGGCACGCCAGUCAUGAACCGCAAGCGUCCCCUGGCACGCGGCGAAUAUUUCCACUCUUCACAAUCACCAGCUCUGAUUGGUGGCGCGAAGCGACUUCCUAGAAAGAGCGAUCCCCAUCUGCGGGCUACAAGUGUUUCUGAUCUCUUCUCACCCGGAUCUGGGUGUAAGCCGCUCCCUCUUGCGCCACCAGAGGUAUCUGCAACUGAUCGUAUUCAGCAUCUUGAUGCUCAGCUCUUUGGGUUGGCCAACAGACAGAUCAACAUUGAGCGCGGUAUCAAGAAAAUGACAGAGCUUAUGCCCACCGAUUACAUUUUAGCCAGCGCCGCCGUCAUCCGACGUCGCGAGGAUGAAAAGAAGAAGAUUGAAGCUCUGCGAGCGGAGCUUUCCGAGAUCCAAAGAGAGCAGCAUGAACUUGGAUUCCAACGCCACAGAGCCUAUAAGCGUCUUGACAAAGAGGCACAAUAUGAGCCUACCAGUUUGUGGGUGCGUCGCGUGGCAAGCUAAGCAAAUCACUGAGAGUGUAGUUGCUUUUACGUUUUAACGAGAACGAUUUUGCAUUUUAUAGCAUGUUAGCGCCGGAGUUUCCUAGACCAUUGGUCGGCCGUUUUUAUUGUCACACCGUUACUGUAAAAUUAGUUGCUUUAGGGGGUUGGCUUUUUUGCAUUAGCUUCUAUACCAAUUUGUUACACGUUACC
[Torrubiella] hemipterigena is the source of this 2844-nucleotide messenger RNA. The record is from the annotation of a GenBank genome assembly. NCBI's taxonomy places the organism in Eukaryota, Fungi, Ascomycota, Sordariomycetes, Hypocreales, Clavicipitaceae.